This is a messenger RNA of Puntigrus tetrazona (Sumatra barb), 2653 nucleotides long. RefSeq names its product lin-7 homolog A (C. elegans) (gene lin7a). The record is from RefSeq and is a predicted model, not a curated record. Gene Ontology annotation, cellular component: synapse; cell-cell junction; MPP7-DLG1-LIN7 complex. NCBI's taxonomy places the organism in Eukaryota, Metazoa, Chordata, Actinopteri, Cypriniformes, Cyprinidae. The coding region runs from base 113 to 769 and encodes 218 amino acids. Gene Ontology annotation, molecular function: L27 domain binding. The transcript is spliced from 6 exons. Gene Ontology annotation, biological process: neurotransmitter secretion; protein localization to basolateral plasma membrane; maintenance of epithelial cell apical/basal polarity.
UCGCUCGCUCUCUCCGCCGCCGCCGCCACAGCGCGCGCUGAUGCCGCAGCUCCGGUCUCCCUCUCCCUCUCCCUCUCUCUCUAUCUCUCUCUGAUAAUAACACAGCACAGUCAUGGCGACAGUGACAGUCCAACCGCUCACCCUGGAGCGAGAUGUUGCCAGGGCGAUUGAGCUGCUGGAAAAAUUACAGGAGUCAGGUGACGUCCCGGGUCACAAGCUGCAAUCCCUGAAGAAGGUUCUACAGAGCGAGUUCUGCACGGCCAUUAGAGAGGUAUACCAAUAUAUGCAUGAAACAAUAACAGUGAAUGGCUGUCCAGAGUAUCAAGCACGUGCCACAGCUAAGGCCACAGUGGCUGCAUUUGCAGCAAGUGAGGGUCAUUCUCAUCCGCGAGUGGUGGAGCUGCCCAAGACAGAUGAGGGGCUUGGCUUCAAUGUGAUGGGUGGAAAAGAACAGAACUCACCAAUCUACAUCUCCCGCAUCAUCCCAGGGGGCGUGGCUGAGAGGCAUGGGGGUCUUAAGAGAGGCGACCAACUACUGUCCGUCAAUGGAGUGAGCGUCGAGGGCGAACACCACGAAAAGGCAGUGGAGCUAUUGAAAGCGGCCAAGGACAGCGUCAAACUGGUGGUGCGUUACACCCCUAAAGUCCUAGAGGAGAUGGAGGCGAGGUUUGAGAAGCUCCGCACCGCCCGCAGACGCCAGCAGCAGCAGCUCCUCAUGCAGCAACAGCAGCAGCAAAACCUGGCCGCCCAGCAGAACCACAUGUCGUAGGCUGUUCCAAAAGAAGAAAAAGUAGAGGACACUGGGUGAGACUGGCAUACUCUCACAGUCGUGAUGUAAGGAGGUCCGAGAGAUCUCAAAAGAGGACCCUUACUGUUCUCCAGUGAAGACUAUCCUCUUUUAGUCAACUACCUACAACUCAAAAAGGUUGAAAACUCCAUGAUCUGUGUUCCAAAUUGGUGCUUGGAAAAAUGUACAUGAUGGAAUAAAGGAAAGGCUAGCACUAAGUACAUGGUUUUACACUUACUUGUUCAUAUUUCAGUUGUCUGGAACCAAUCGCAAGUUGUGACCCUCUUUAAAAGUCCCUCUUGUAGUUUUGUGAUAAUGUGUUUUCUCAACAUGUAUUUCUUCUUAAGCAUUCAAUGAUUUGUUUUUACUCUCGUUAUAUUUAUGUUGCCACAGCGCUGUACAGUAACUUUCCGAAAGGUUCUUUUGGUGCUGGGGUCUCCGUGAAUAGACAGCGCUUUUUAUGUCAGUCGUCCUUGAUUGGAAACCACUGAGGUAUUUUAUACCAUAUUGUAGCAAGGAAUAUUUUGUAAAGAAACUAGAUUUAGCAAUAACACUUGUUUUGUCACAUCCUACUGUCAAAUUAUGGUUAAAAAGUCAAUUUUAGGCACGGAAAUGAAUCGUAUGAAGGUAAAGUUGCUACAAAACUGUAUCUUAUGCACCAUGUGACAUAAGUCAGACUAAAGCAUAAACAUCAUUUGCACAAAAUGUUCUUACGAGAUCAAUGUAUCACAGUGCCAUUGACAGAGAUUAUCUUGUACAUUUGGCAUAUUGUAUCAGCAGACAUUUAAAGGUAAAGUGUGUCAUUUUUGCAAAUACUUUCUCAGAUUUCACUUAUACCCUAAUUAAGUUCGAGUUCGAGACAGGACUUCGCGUUCGAAAACCAAUAGUUUUGGAAAGUUGUGUUUUUGGCACAGCAAUGACACACUACACCUUUAACAAGUCAUGCAUUCGUGAGAGCUGUAGAGUUUCGAUGGGGUUUUAUGGCGUGAUGUCACUACUGAAAUGAAUUCUAAUUCAGAAAUAUUCUAUUUAAGUUCAGACGAAUAUUGUAAAAUGAUUUACUAUGAGGACAAAUGGAAUGUCAAACACAGAUACAUGAUAUCUACAAACGGAAGCAAAUCAUUACAUAGUAUUUUGUUAUUUUAAAGUUCUAUUUUCAAGUUUAUUAUCUCAGAGGUUUUAAAGAUUAUCAAUUGUGGUGUUAUUUAUUGUUAUAUUUCACACGACCGACCCGCCUCAUUCACUAGAACCAUCGUAACGUUGUCCCGUUUCGACAAUCAGUUUAAAAAGCAAGCAUUAAGCCACUGCAUUUCGUUUUUCUUUAUGAAAUUGCGUUUUUAUUUCACAGCCUCAUUGCCUCAACACAAACUGUCAAAAGCUGGCAAACCGUCUAUCCAUUGCAGUGCUGUAGUCGUACUGUUAGUUAAAGUCUUAUAGAAGCAAAACUGUAAAUCAGCAAGUAGUUUAAGACCACCAGUAAUCAAAGGUAAUAUUGUAUCUGUGUUAUUGUAAUUUGAUUUAAUGGUUUUCCUGACGUAGGACUGGUAGAUACUUAAAUUAGUUCCUUUGUUGGUUGGUUUAUGAGUAAUCUCAGACUGUGGGUAACAUGUAAGCGUGUCAUCCUAUAGACAAAAUCACUCCAAACAGCCGUGAAGGUGAUUUGUUCCUUGAUUGUCAAUCGAUUCAUUUCAACUGAUUCUCUUCCCUUUUGUAUGUUUACUUACAGACUUUCUUAUUAAUGACUUGCAUUUUUGAGGCUGGACAAGCUGAUAUUAUUAUACAGCGGAAAAAAAAAAAAACCAAGUGAUAUGCAAUUGUUAUACAUAUUAUAUUUGUAUAAAUAAAUAUAUGUGCGUGUGUGCAAAA